AUGCAAAUUGAAAAGUCGGAGAAAUCCCUUCCUCUUCUCACAAUCACUCACAGCAUCCACGCCAUGCGGUUCCUCACACCUACCAGCUUCUGGUGGCUAUCCCUCUGCUCCCUUAUCCUCGGAUCCGAAAUCCCCUACAACGCCCAGAUCGAAAUCGACGUGCUCUUCCCCCGCAACGAAACCUACAACAACCUGACCAGCUUCCCCGUCGUGCUCGCAAUCCAAGACGCAAAAUCCGCCUACCGCUUCGAAUGGGACAUAAGCUGGAAGCUGUACAACGCGACCCCCGGCGCGCGCGAAUCCGACUACACAAGCGGAUAUGGUAGCCACUCUGCCUUUGGUUUAAAUGAUUUCCAGUGGGUUUUUGGUGAUGUGGCUGUUGUGCCGAUGCUGGGGUAUAACUUUACCACCAUGAAGCCUGGGCCUUAUAGGCUUGAGUGGGAGUAUUAUGCGACGCCUUGUACGAGGAGACCGCCGAAUACGAUUGUCUAUAAUAUCCGGGAGGUGAUUGCGUCUGGGGUGCAGUUUUUCAGUGUUGUUGAGGAUGGGAGUGGGCUCGAUUUUGAGAUCCCGGUUGAGGAGUGUCCGGCUUUUGGUGAUUUGUGGGCUGUGAAGGAGUCGACUUACUCGUAUUGUCCGUUUCUUCGGGACAGUGAUGAUAUUGAUGGAGAUCCGUGCAAGGCGAAGCUGCAGAAUAAGAAGCAGGUGGAGUGUAUCACGGAUUAUCUGUUUGAGGGCACUGUGGAAGUGCCUAAUAAUGAGACAGAGGCCUGCCGUUCUGCGUUCAAGAGGGCCGAUGUGGCUUGGUUGGAGCCGCUGAGUGCUGAUGGAGAUGAGGAUGAAAAUUACAAUGACAAUGACAAUGACGGCGGUUCUAACGGGCCUUCAACUGACAAACAGGAAGACGCUGGAGGCUUUGCUGUUUCUCUUCGCCCAGGCUUGUUUGCUGUUACGGUUACGGGGUUGCUAGCCGUGGCGGCCACGCAAUAUUAA
This is a messenger RNA of Aspergillus puulaauensis, 993 nucleotides long. RefSeq lists its product as uncharacterized. The record is from RefSeq and is a predicted model, not a curated record. Lineage: Eukaryota; Fungi; Ascomycota; Eurotiomycetes; Eurotiales; Aspergillaceae. The transcript has a single exon. The coding region runs from base 1 to 993 and encodes 330 amino acids.